UUGACAGCACCGAAUGGGUGAUGAAUCUCGGGUUGAAAAGCGACCCAGGGAGGUCGAUGGCAGUGAUGGGGAAGAGCUGAAGAGGACCAAAACACACGAGGAAGAGUUUGAUGAGCUGUUUGAAGAUGGAUAUUUUGAUGAACCAGUUGAGACUCCAGAGGAAAGCGCCCGGAAAGAAUUCGUCUCCGGCUUGUCUGAGAAUGGCUUCCGAGUGACUGAGGAGGAGUUGUUGGACCUUCUGAGUGCCCUGAAGGACAAGGUUCCCAGCUGGGGUGUUGCGGUGGAACGACGUUGCCUGGGUUUGUUCCUGGGGUGCAUCGCUAGAUCUACCAGGUCCUGUCGCAUAGCGUUUGUGGCCCAAGACGGUCUGAAGCUCAUUGGCCAAGUGCUAAAGGAAGCAGUGGAGCGCUUGGAAGCCAAUGAGAAUCGAGAAGAAGCGGGAAUGUUGGUAUUAGCAUGUCUGGCAUGUUUGAAAGCCUUGCCACUUGGAAGGGCCUCUUUAUGGGAGCACCGACAAUCGAUCGGUAAACCCUUCGACGGCUUGCACAAAUGGUGCGCGAGUCAAAAGUCGGCGCUGGCCGCCGAGCUUCGAGCGCCCACGCUGGAGCUCUGUGCCCGCUGGCGCCGGCAACCGAAACCCGCCGCACAGGAGCAGAGCCCGGAGGACAAGGCCAUGCGCCGACGCGUGGUGGACCUCAUUUCACAGGGCUUGUCAGGUCUUGGCGCUCCCUCACCCACCUCCCCACAGAAGUCUCCCGUGGGGCCGCUGCCAUCGCCUGCGCAACUGCCGAAUAAUCUGGUGGCCGCUGAGGUGGAAAACCUGCUUUGGGGCCGCUAUGGCCGUGCCAAGGCACACGAAUAUCGUCACCAUGCGCGGAUGCUGCGGACCAACCUGUCCAAUGCCGGGAAUGCGGAGCUGCGUGCGCGAGUUCUCUCUGGGGAGCUCAAACCCGAGGAGCUCGUUUCGAUGGAUUCCAACGCCUUGGCUCCGGAAGACAUGCGGAAGCGGCGCCAGGAAGCUCAAGAAAAGGCCAUGAAGGAAUCGAUCGUAGAGGAGUUGGUCCCUCUGCGCGGGGAUGGAGUGUCGGACAACGACCACUUCUUUGACCGGGGAGCUGACCAAAACACUGCCCCUGCGGUGUGGGUGAGCCCUUCCAAAGAAAAGAACCGGGAAGAGAAGGAGAAGAAGGAGCAGGAGGCGGCCGCACUGCCCAUGCUCCCACCCCCCACUCCCUUCACCAUGACCGUCCCGGCGCCCGCUCCCGUGGAUGUGAGCACUAUCGAGAUCAUGCCGACCCCGGGACCGGAUGACGAUGACGAAGACGAGUUGAGCGUCCUCCGUUUCUUAUCAGCAGCGCCAUAAGCCUGCGCCCAGAGACUCUGAGUUAAAAGAGGUCGCCUUGAAA
This is a messenger RNA of Cladocopium goreaui, 1406 nucleotides long. Lineage: Eukaryota; Dinophyceae; Suessiales; Symbiodiniaceae. The record is from the annotation of a GenBank genome assembly.